This is a messenger RNA of Helobdella robusta, 1908 nucleotides long. RefSeq lists its product as hypothetical. The record is from RefSeq and is a predicted model, not a curated record. NCBI's taxonomy places the organism in Eukaryota, Metazoa, Annelida, Clitellata, Rhynchobdellida, Glossiphoniidae. The transcript has 9 exons. The coding region runs from base 1 to 1908 and encodes 635 amino acids.
AUGACCACGGAGCGAUCUUAUCAGGAAGUAUUUGCCUGGUCGAAAGAGGAUGAGGAACUGGUGAAGUUUUGCUCCCAAAGGAGUAGCACCCUUCCUGCCAUCGUUCUCGUCACUGAGGGAUACUUCGGUUUGUUUUACAUAUACAACUUUGAGAAACAAAAGCGCUUGAUAACGAAAGACAGUCAGGGAAGGACAUUCAGCAUUCCUUUGAGCUGCCCUGUCAAGUUCUUCCACCUUGACAAGCCUGACCCCAACAUGGCUACAAGAUCUAAACCACAAACAUUAUUCCAAAUCCAUGAAGAGUGGCAGAAAGAUGUAAACCGGAAGUGGAUUAUCGCAGAGGGAAACAUGGAUCUGACCUACAACAUCGACGCCAGGAUCCACGGGAAGGAAAAGUUGGGAGUUCUGGAGUUGAUGGAUGUCUUUAACUUGAGCUACGCACUGACUCAUGCUAUUAGCGAAGCCGGUAUAGACACGAUAAGUACCGCAAUACCAGACUACAUGAAUAUAAAUGUGUCAAAAGCCGAGGGUUUUGUCUGCGGCACUAAAGAGGAGUAUCUCGUUUGGAUGAGGAAGCUCGCCAGUCUGGUUGAAACUUUUGUACACAAUAGUACUGAACUGUGUGAAGAAAUAAUAUUAUUCGAGAAGUACCAGUACAACGUAAAUGGCUACCAGCAUUACGAGUACAUCAGGGUGGGCAGAGCUGGAGUUGGUGCGGUCAAUACUAACUACGUCAAAUUACACGAAGAAUUAAACGUCGACAUGGUACCGCCGGAAGGAAAAGCACCCCCGAUUCCCCCUAAAAGCAUCCUCUCAACUUCGGAUCAAACAAAACGCCAGCAACACGGAAUGGGACGCCAGCAACAGGGAAGAUUUGAGUACUCCUUCGAUGGCAGAUCCGUCCAACUUCCGUGCUUCCCUAUCAAUUACUCUUUCGCGGGCAAAUCCAAGGGGGGCAGACGUAGGCUGAAGACCCCACCCCCUCUUCCUGAUGAUGAUGUUAACAUCAACAACGACAACAUCCGUAACAACAUCAACAACCAAAACAUCAUCAACAACAACCAAAAUAUCAACAACAUCCAUUACAACAACGGCAACAGACUUAACUUUAACAGCAACAACAACAACAAACAAAACAUCCACAGCAACAACAUCCGUAACAACAACAUUAACAAUAACAAAAUUAUCAGCUAUAUUAACAACAACAACAACAUUAAUAAUAAUGUUAAAAGCAACAGCUUUAGUAACAUCAACGACAAAAACAGUAGUAACGUCAACAACAACAGCACCAAUAACAACAACCACAACAAUAACAACGUAACAUCAUCUCGACAACAAAACAACAACGAAAUCGACUAUAAUAACAACACCAUCAACCAUGUUUACGAAGAAAUUGACAUUAACAAAUACAACAACAUCAACAACAACAUCAUCAAAAACAACAACAACAAAACAAAUACACCAGAAUAUAGAGAGCCAAUAGCAGUUGUGUGCUCAAAAGUUGCAAACCCAUCAGCCACUUACAAGAGAAAUAACAGCCAUGAUGGUAAUCAAAACAACAACAUCAACAACAACAACAACAUCAACAACAACAUCAACAACAACAACAACAUCAACAACAACAACAUCAGCAACAACAAUAAUUCCAACAAUCAAGAUAACAUCAACAACAACAUUAAUUCUCCAACAAAAACGCCAAGCUGGAAUGAGGUAUCAACGAUCGAAAUUAUCCACCUCCUGAAGAUAAUGGGAUUUGACGAGAGGAGGAAAUGCUUGGAAAAAUUUAUGGAUGAAAAGAUUAAUGGUGAUUUGUUACUUAAUAUUUUGGAUGAAAUUUCCUUGGUGAAUGACUUUGGAUUUACUGGCGACGAAGCCGGGAUAGAAGGUUUUUUUUCAAUAUGUAAUUAA